AUGAGGACAUCCACGGUGGCAUGGACCGCCGCUGUGGCGGUCAUGUCCAUGGGUGGACAGUACACGAAAGCGGAGGCAGCGCCCGCUCAAAGGCAGGAACAGGGACAGGAACGGCCGAAAUACUACUACCCGAAACAUAUCAAGCGAGAAGCACCUUUCACCAACACAUCGACACCCGCAGAUACCAGCUCGACGUCCUCGAGUGCGUUCCUGGUUGACUUGUCGACUUCAUCAUCACCUGCGCCUUCUUCACCGCCGGCAAAUCCCACGAACGAGGAAGGCAAUUUCUUCUUGAGUAUAUGGGAGAGCAUGAUGGGUGGCAGCCUACCGAGCUCAGCGAACACCGUCCUAACGACGACUUUUGGCGAGGGAGAUCCAGUGACAAGGACGGACACGAUAACAUUUACCGAGACUUCCUCACCUGGGAGCCCAGCGUACUUGACGAGCUCAAGCAGUGUGUCGACUUCGUCUAGCCAGGUUGUUGUGGCGCCGAUAGGAUAUUCCAACUCCUUCGGACCGACUGCGUACUCGACAAGUAGCAGUUCGAGCAGUACUUCUGCUGCGGCAUCAAGCUCCUCGGGUUCGAGUACCGUGGCGGCUAGCAGCAGUAGCUCUUCGUCCUCUGUUGCCGAACCUACAACUUAUCCUAGCACUGGCUCCUCUGCGUCAAGCACGAGCAGCAUCUCUUCUGUGCCGCCGCCACCACCUUCCACGAGCAGCACCAGCAGUAGCUCAUUUGUGCCGCCACCCCCUCCCUCAAGCACCACCAGCAGCUCGGUGGCGGACGCAGCCAGCUCUUCGGAAGCAUUGACGACAUCUAGCUCAUCCUCUCGACCUGCUUUCUCCCUGCCGUUCAGUGUCACAUUUCCCACCUUCAACAUCAGCUCUGCUUUCCCGACAGCAUACUCGACAUCCUCCACUAGCACAUCUGUGGCGACCACAUCGAGUACGCAAAGUACAUCUGUCGCGACUUCCACGACGACCUCGGUAGCAACUUUGUCCAGCACAAGCUCGUCUUCAUCCGAUGGUUUCUUCGGCCAGAGCAGUUUCCGGUCCGGAUUCCGCCCGAGCGAUACUUACUCUGCUCCCUCGGGUGGUGUGCUUCCCACAUCCAUCCUCCGACCAACUUACUCCGGAAGUGUCCCCGAAUCCAGCUCCAUUGCUGAGGCCGCAAGCGCAUCAUCCAGCAAUGCUACCGAGACUACUACCGAUCUUCCAAGCUCUGGAAAUGCGGCUCCUACUGGAUCGAUACCUGCUUCGAUCGUUCAGCCGAUUGCUUACUCCACUCCCGCGCGUGCCGGAAUAUCUUCGAGGUCUGCUUCCAGUUCACCUCCUGCUUUGAGCAGUGGUACUGGAAGCAGUGUGGCGUCUACUGGUAGCAUGCCGGCAAGUGAAGUCUCGCCUACGGCUUCUGCUAGCAGUGCUUCCUCCAGCAGCGUAGCAGCAAGCAGCGCCGCGUCUAGCGUGGAAGCAUCGGGCACUGCACCGUCGCGUGGCAUGCCUACCUCUGUUGUGCAACCCACAGCAUCUGUCAGCAGUGCGUCGCCGAGCGGCACAUCCUCGAGCGCCGCCUCAUCAGGAAGUGUACCAGCAAGCAGUGCGCCAUCGAGUGGCAGCCUUCCUGCGUCUGUCAUCCAACCAACAGCAAGCAGCUCGUCCAGCGCCUCUUCCACUGGUUCAAACACAUCCGAAGCUCCUACGCUUGUUGGCUUGACGACCAUCAUUGCGAGCACGCAGUUCGUCAGUCCCGUUCCGGUCAACCCGCCCACUUCAUCAAAGACCUCUGGUACAGAGAGCAUAAGCACGUCGACCUUGCAAGCUGCUAGUGGCGUUACAGGCCUCCUCGGCUCAGUGGCUUCAGCACUCACUGCCACGGGUGGAAGUGCUCAGUCCUCCUCUGUGGUUUCGACCUCAAGCAGUAAUGUUACUGGAACUCAAGUGCCAGCUUCCGGCGCUCUACCGAGCGGAUCUGCUUCUGAAUUAAGUGCGAGCGUGUCCGCUGCCUCUUCGUUGUCAAUUCCUGCUGGUAUCUUCCCGACCGAGCAGGGUGCAUCUGGUACGACGUCUGGAACUGGCGCGACCACAACCCCACCCAGCGCCGCAAGCACACAGGCGUCAUCAGCUCAGAGCGAAGUCCAGAACGGCACGAGUCUAUCAACAGUCACCAAUGCCUCUGGUAGUACGCUUGUUGUUCCGAUCCCGUUUUCACUACCGACUACACUCUCCUUGCCUGGUACAAGUGGUCAAGCGCCAGCCUCCACCACUGGAGCAAGCGUCUCCGUUUCUGGUACAGCUCCAGCAAUCACGACUUCAUCUACAGGACUACCAGUCGUUGCGCCUAGUGAGAAGUUGUCAAGCCUGAUUACUUCUGUAGCCGGCGCUGCCACAAGCGGGGCCUCAGUCAUCGAGUCUUCGGCUCAAGGCGUUGCUUCAAGCCUGGUCAGCGAGGGCUCUUCGGUCGGCGCAAGCGUUACCGCUGCUGCGUCUAGCGCUUUGUCAAGCCUGGCAGCGUCGAUCAGCUCUGAGCUUACGGCUGUGGCUGCGACGGUCACAGAUCCUGCGGUCUCGAGCUCCCUGGCCUCCGAUCUCUCGAUUUUGUUGUCCAGUGUUUCAGCCUCUUUGAAUUCCGAGCUAUCUACGCUUACUGCGCAAUCUGUCAAUGCCCCUUCGACCACAGUUUCUGGAGCUUCCUUGACGUCAACGACCAUUACUGGCUCAUCUGGACCAACUGUCGUUCCGAUCCCAGUGUCUGCUGCGAGCACCUCGCCGUCCUUCACUUUGAGCACAUCAUCGGGCUCAGAUGGCGUCACAGCUGUUCCAGUGCCCGUCACGACAGGAGCCAGCUCGCUGUCUCCAGCCGACUCGUUUGUGUCCUCGGCGCAUUCGGCUUCGGCCUCCGCGUUGGCAUCUUCGGCCUCUGCUUCUGAAGCAUCUCAGUCUGCUGCUCAAGCAUCGGCGUCUUCGGUCAGUGCUUCAUCAGCCAGCUUGUCAGCAUCUACUGCUUCUAGCAGUGGUGAGACCGGCGUUGCCGGAUCUACCAUCUCGACAUCUAUCCCGCUUUCGAGCGGAACUACCGUCGUGGUUAGUUCACAGUCAGCAGCUUCUGCUUCUUCUACAGGAGUUACGACGACAGGACCCACGACGGAGCCGACUUCAACAGCGCCAUCAAGCUCUGCAUCGGGGUCUAGCAGCGCAGCUUCGAGUUCGCCGGUGUCUUCUGGAACAGCCGUAUCUGAGUCUGCCGCGCCCACCAGCGUAACAGCAUCAGCAGCAUCAUCCAGUUCCGCAGCUUCUUCAGGUUCAGCUGCAUCGCAAUCCGGCUCAACAACUGUCGUCGCCUCCACUGGCGGCUCGAUGAGCAGUCCACUCUCUACCAGCCCAACAGGAUCGUCUGGAACACCUGCUUCCGAGUCCGUAUCGUCGACAGUCUCAUCUGCUGCAUCUUCGGCAAGCCAAUCAGAGACCACUACUGUUGUCGGCAUUGGUUCCAGCUCCGCGACCAUUACUUAUGUGCCUACCAGUUCGCUAUCGGGCUCCACGUCUCCAUCAGCAGUGGAGAGCUCUCUCAGCUCCGGCUCGUCGGUUUCAGUAACUGCUGUGCAGUCUCCAAGCCCCUCGUCCUCGAGACCUGCACCUACAUCGAUUGUUGCAACUGGCACAGAUAGUGCGACUGCCUUGGUUGUUCCAACGAGCUUGACUUACGAGCCCAGCUCCAUGUUGCCAAGCACUGCCACAUCCUCUGGUAUUGUGACGCAGACCGGCACUAGCACUUCUGUCUCAUCUGGUCUGCCCACGCAGAUGCCUCGCUUGGUGCAGCCUCCGGGCGGUAUUCCUCCACCGACACCUAACACCACGCUUGUGCAGCUGGGUUUCAACUACGAGCUCAACUAUCCUUUCGUCGUGGGCUCGCGAAAUGCCACUGCGCAGGUCUUCGCAUACCUGCCGCAGGGUGUGGCGUAUGGUCUUGGUAUCUCUAAGGACGCUGUUAGCAUGAACGCUCUGCUCCCAUACGACACAUCAUCAUCGCAGGGCUUCAUCACCACGCUCGCCCAGGCAUACAUUCCAAGCAACAUGGUCACCGCGCUGCAACAGAGUCUUCAUGCACCGAUGAGCAACGUCUACUCCAACCCUGACCCGACGGUGCACACGCUCAUGAGCAUGAUCAAUCCAACCAUUCCCCUCAUCCCGGGUGCAAACCUGGACAAUGGUGUCGCGACCUCGAGCUACAAUCCAGGCGCUACCACAUCAGCUUCAGCAGGUGACGGUGCACCGAUCGGUGGCGACUCAGGCAGCUCACAACCCGUGCAAGGCAAGUCCGUCGGCAUCGGUGUCGGGGCUGUGGCUGGUGCCGCCGUGUAUGCCGCAGCUAUGGUCCUCAUUGCGCGCAGAUAUCGCAAGAACCGCAAGAACCACAAGCGUGCUAGCUCCGUCCCCACCGUAGGUGAGAUGAGCCAACGGUCUGGUGGUGGAAUGGGAGGCUACUUCAUGUCUGGUGCUACUGGACAAAGACGAUCACCAGCAAGCGGUGGACGAGGAAGUCGGCAAAGUGCAGGCAGCAGUAAUAAUAGGAGUAUAAGAGAGCAGGGUAUAUCCAACCCAAUCAUGGCUGAGAACAGCCUGGGUUGGAACUGA
Messenger RNA from Recurvomyces mirabilis, 4632 nucleotides. RefSeq names its product multicopy suppressor of a budding defect (gene MSB2). Gene Ontology annotation, cellular component: extracellular region; cell surface; site of polarized growth. NCBI's taxonomy places the organism in Eukaryota, Fungi, Ascomycota, Dothideomycetes, Mycosphaerellales, Teratosphaeriaceae. The record is from RefSeq and is a predicted model, not a curated record. The coding region runs from base 1 to 4632 and encodes 1543 amino acids. The transcript has a single exon. Gene Ontology annotation, molecular function: osmosensor activity. Gene Ontology annotation, biological process: hyperosmotic response; signal transduction involved in filamentous growth; osmosensory signaling pathway via Sho1 osmosensor.